Messenger RNA from Chondrus crispus (carragheen), 465 nucleotides. RefSeq lists its product as hypothetical. The record is from RefSeq and is a predicted model, not a curated record. Bases 1 to 465 code for a protein of 154 amino acids. The transcript has a single exon. Lineage: Eukaryota; Rhodophyta; Florideophyceae; Gigartinales; Gigartinaceae.
AUGCUUCUCUCCUCCACAAUUUCCCCCGGGAACUUCUCCUCGAUCCCCAGCUGCUCCCGCAGAUUCUCCAUUGCAAAAUCAUUGUGCGGCAACCGCUCGGGCUCUCUUUCCUCCACCUUGGUGUUCUGGGUUUGGGCCUCCUUCUUUGAACUAACUUCACACCCCAUGUUCAGCAAAAUCGCCAGCCACUCUACUCUCUCGAUAUCAAACCCCUCGAUUUCUUUCCCAAACGAAACCGGCAUGUCCUGCAUGAUCCCCGAUAGUUUCAGAGCGUACGACCUGUACCCCUAUUCAGGUGACUCCAUCACAUUCACCUGUUUUGCAUCAAACGGCAAACCGCAGCCUGACUCGGACACUCUUCGCAAUAGUUCUGUCUUUGACACAACUGAGUCGUCACCUAGCCGUACGCAACGUCCCAGCCACAGCUGUAAUCCAGCCGUGGUCAGCACUCGGCCCACCACGUAG